AAAAUCGACCAAGCCGGUUCAUGCAUCUAAACAAAAAAUGAAAAGGAAGGGAAAAAUGAAGAAACUAUAAACUUCAGAAACAAAAACCCUUGUAAAUUAAACCCUAAGCAAAACGUUGAAGGACAAAAAUGGGGAAGAAGAAAAACCAAAAGCAGCAACCAUCAGCCUCAAAAGACGAUCUUCUCAAUACACUCGGAGACUUCACCAGCAAAGAAAACUGGGAUAGCUUCUUUACCAUCCGUGGCAGUGAUGACUCGUUCGAGUGGUACGCUGAGUGGCCUCAGCUUCGUGACUCACUUCUCCCUCGUAUUCAACAACACCCAUCACCCUCUUCCCUUUCUCCUUCUUCUUCGUUGCAAAUAUUGGUGCCUGGUUGUGGCAACUCCCGAUUAUCGGAGCAUUUAUACGACGCCGGAUUUGGUGAUAUAACCAAUAUCGAUUUUUCCAAAGUUGUCAUCUCCGGCAUGCUUCGACGUAAUGUAAGGGACCGACCCAACAUGCGUUGGCGGGUUAUGGACAUGACCCAAAUGCAGUUCCCAGAUGACACUUUCAAUGUUGUUCUCGACAAAGGUGGAUUGGAUGCUUUGAUGGAGCCAGAACUUGGCCCUCAGCUAGGGACUAAAUAUUUGUCAGAGGUCAAAAGAGUUUUGAAGUCCAGGGGAAAGUUCAUUUGUCUUACCUUGGCAGAAUCCCAUGUUCUAGGUUUGCUUUUUCCAAAGUUCAGAUUUGGCUGGAAUGUUUGCCUUUAUGCUAUACCUCAGAAACCAUCUACUAAGCCGGAUCUUCAAACUUUUAUGGUGGUUGCUGAGAAGGAAAGUUCCAAUGAACUUCACCAGAUCAUUUCAUCUUUCGAUCAUUCUUCCCUUGCUUGCAAUCCAAAUCAGGCUUCUGGUCUUCUUGAAGCCCUUGAAAGUGAGAAUCAAAUACGUGGAGAAUACUUGAGUGGCUCUGAUGUACUAUAUUCUCUUGAAGAUCUGCAACUUGGAGCUAAGGGGGAUCUGCAAAAACUUAGCCCUGGUCGUAGAGUUCUGCUUACUCUGGGUGAACAAGGGGUCUCACACUUUUGUUACAAAGCUGUAUUGCUUGAUGCUAAACAACAGUCUGGGGCAUUCUCUUUUCACUGUGGUGUCUUUAUUGUUCCUAAGACUCGGUCUCAUGAGUGGCUCUUCUCUUCAGAAGAAGGACAAUGGCAGGUGGUUGAAAGCUCAAAGGCUGCUCGUCUAAUAAUGGUUCUAUUAGAGGCCAGCCAUGCUAAUGCUGAUAUGGAAGAUAUUCAGAAGGAUUUGUCUCCUCUGGUGAAACCAUUGGCACCUGCUGAUAAUGAUAAAGGAAAUCAAAUUCCGUUUAUGACAGCAAGUGAUGGAAUCAAGCAGCGAAGCGUUGUUUACCAGGGAUCAUCUUCUUUAACUGGUCCCGUUGUUAUUGAAGAUGUUGUUUAUGAAAAUACUGAUGAUGAUGUCAGUCACUCUUUACCCUUCCGCCGCCUUAUCUUUGAAAGAACUGAGGGCCUGGUACAGUCUGAAGCUUUGCUAACUAGGGAUGGGUUGUUUGACAAAAGUGUUUAUGGAACAGAGAUGAAGAAAGCCAGUUCAUCUUCCAAAUCCAAACGAAGAGGAGCCCUCAAAAGAAAUAAUGAAUCAAGCAGCAAAAUGAAGGUGUAUCAUGGAUAUUUGGCCAGUUCUUAUCAUACAGCGAUCAUUUCUGGGUUUUCUCUGAUUUCAUCCUAUUUGGAAAGUGUGGCAUCAUCAGGGAAUAGGGUUAAAGCAGUUGUGAUAGGUCUUGGUGCGGGCUUACUUCCUAUGUUUCUUCAUGGAUGUAUGCAAUCUAUGCAAAUUGAGGCAGUGGAGCUAGAUCCUGUUAUGCUUAACCUUGCAAGAGACUAUUUUGGUUUUACUGAAGAUAAACGGAUGAAGGUACAUAUUGCCGAUGGCAUCCAGUUUGUCCGGGACUACAGAAACUUAUAUGCAGCUGGCAAUGAAGUGCUCCUUUCUUCCAAUGGAAGUUGCAAACUUUCAGAUGCUGAAAGCAGAAGUACCGCUAUUGACAUAAUUAUUGUUGAUGUGGACUCUUCAGACUCAAGCUCUGGACUGAGAUGUCCUGCUGCUGAUUUUGUGGAAGAGUCUUUUCUUCAAAACGUAAAAGAUACUCUUUCCGAGCAAGGUCUCUUUGUUAUUAAUUUGGUCUCAAGGUCUCCUGCCAUCAAGGAUGCAGUUGUCUCAAGGAUGAAAGAGGUUUUUAGCCACUUAUUUUGCAUUCAACUGGAGGGAGAGGUCAACCUAGUACUUUUUGGUCUUUGUUCGGAGUCUCGCAUUGAGGAGGAUUGCAUACCUGAUGCUGCCCUUAAACUUGAUAAAUUGCUUAAGUCCGAACAUCCCGAGAUAAGCCAGAGCAUCACAGAUGCAGCAAAGAAGCUCAAACGUUUAAAGUGAAGACUGUUUGAUAACAAAGUUUCCCCUUUAAUGUAUUCUCAAGUAACUCGAGAGCAAGCUUUUGCAGAUUUUGAAGCAAAUGACAUUGAAACUGGGUGACUGAAGAUUGCGCCACAGAACAUGAAAAAUCUGAGGUUGGUUUUUAUUUCUUUUCUUUGAAUGGUAUGCAUUCUGCAUCAUCUCCAGUUUGGUUGUUCGAUGUCUUAAUACUUCCGUCUUGCAUCGUUCUUGCAUACAUUUUAAGCAUUACAGUCAGAGGCCCGAAUUCAAAAUAUACCCUCUUCAAUAUGUAAUAGUAUUAACCUGUAAAUCACACCAUUGGGUGUACGAAUUUAGACAGGAUUUUUAUUUGACUUAAUCGAUUCAUUGAGAUUUGAGACCA
Messenger RNA from Gossypium arboreum, 2811 nucleotides. RefSeq lists its product as uncharacterized. The transcript has 16 exons. NCBI's taxonomy places the organism in Eukaryota, Viridiplantae, Streptophyta, Magnoliopsida, Malvales, Malvaceae. Gene Ontology annotation, molecular function: S-adenosylmethionine-dependent methyltransferase activity. The record is from RefSeq and is a predicted model, not a curated record. Bases 129 to 2429 code for a protein of 766 amino acids.